GAUACUGUAUCAGCGUGUGUUGUGAUCAUCAGGUUAUGACAGAUGAAGAGGAUUUCUCACGUGUGCUCUACAUUUUCUAGCGUAAUUGAAUUAUUAAAGUCGGUCAAAUAACCAGCGACACAGAUAUGUCAUCGGCGGAGGUAGACCUGGGUUUCCUGGAGGAGGCGGAGCCGUGGCGGCUUCGGUCCCCGCAGUUCCCCAGCAAAGUCGGGGGGAAGCCGGCGUGGCUCAGCCAGAGAGGCCUGCCCUCCCCGGCCGGGCUGGAGUGUGAGAUAUGCCGGCUGCCCAUGGCUUUCCUGCUGCAGGUGUAUGCACCGAUAUCCGGACAGGACAGAAGUUUCCACAGAACGCUCUUUCUGUUCUGCUGCAAAACUCCCGAGUGCUACACACGCAACGACAGCCGCUGUAUGAAAGUUUUCAGAAGUCAGCUGCCCAGGAGGAAUGAGUUCUACCCCUAUGACCCCCCUCCAGAGGAUGAACCUCCCAGUGACCACGAGGACGACCAGAGCCUGUUGUCCGUCUCUGGAGUCAAGCUGUGCUGGGUUUGCGGUUGCCCCGGCAACAAAGCCUGCUCCCGCUGUCACACCGUGACAUACUGUGGUAAACAGCACCAGACGCUCCACUGGAAACACUCUCACAAGAAGGAGUGCUGCAGCCCAGGAGCGUCCAUUGUCGCAACCUCGCCUCUACUCUUUCCUGAGUCUGAGCUCGUCACUGAGCCUGAGGAGGAAGAGAAAGACGCCAAGGAGGCAGGAGAAGAAAAUGAUGAGGAAGGGGACAGUGCUCAGAGGAGUGUCGAUUGUCCCUCUUUAGCAGACAGCCUGGCAGAGACAGACCUGGAGGAGAUGGCUAUGCACGAGACUGAAGACAACAAAGUGUUCCAGCGGUUUAAAAAGCGAAUCGCACCAGAACCACACCAGGUGGUGCGUUACAGUAGAGGGGGAUCUCCCUUGUGGGUCUCUUCUCAGCACACUCCUUCUGAUCAAGAUAUCCCACCAUGCACCUGUGGCGCCAAGAGGACGUUUGAGUUUCAGGUGAUGCCCCAACUGUUGAACAGUCUUUGCGUGGACUCGACAGGAGCCAGUAUCGACUGGGGGACUCUGGUCAUCUACACGUGCUCUGCGAGCUGUAACCAUGACGACCAGUACUGCCCCGAGUUCAUCUGGAAGCAGGACUUCAGCUCAGAUCAGCUCACGCAGAUUGAACACGCCUAACAGACCCGUGUGGCUCGUCUCAGCAGGAGAACGGGUGAAUCCGUAAUAAGUGACGCCAUUUGAUGAGUCAGUUUCAGAGACGGUCGUCUUUAUCUCUGUGGCUCAGUGUCAUGGGUCAAUUGAUAGAAUCUGUACCAUUGUUUAAUGUCAAAGCUGCUUCACCUGAGUUUUCCCUGCUGUGAAACAUCUGUCUGGUGCUGACAGUUUUUUAACUCUGGAUGUUUUCGUAUGGCUGAUUUUUACAGUCUGGAUGAUCUUAGCCAAAUAUCUCAACACGAGUUAUCUUUAGAAACUUUGAUAUGCAGGUUGGAAUAAUGUGUCCUGUGACCACCUGUAUGUGGCUACUUACAGCGCUACAUACAGAUUACGCAGUAGGAUGGUUGGAGCUAACAAUUAGCAAAACUAAAAUUAGCAAAACUAAAUAUGCUGAUGACCCUUUCCUGCUCACAAAGGUAUCAUUACAAAACUGUCUCAACAUGAAUCUAUCGUGUCUUUUUGUUUUUCCUUUUUAACUGUCAGUUAUAUCAAGAGAUGACUGCAAUACCCGAAACACUGUAAAUAAAAGAAAAAGUUUUUAAAAAAAUCAUCUCGUCACUAAUUUAGCAAACAGUUUAAAGAGCAAUGCCACAAUUUUUAACAAGGCAAAAUAGUGAUCUACACAAGGAUACAAUGCACAUACAUAUAAAAAAAUAACAUUUAAUGAGCCAUUUAGUCAACAAACUGCCACAUCAGUAUCUCCACGUUUGCCACCAUUUGUUGCAAUUUUGCUACCGGUCAUACCAGAUCAAGACAGACCAGCUAAAAUCCAGUCUAAUCAGAAAAAUUUGUUUUCAAGACAGUUUUUUUCAGAAAGUACUGUUUUACCAGGUUAAUUGUCCAAAUAAAUGACAAGAGAUGUAGCCCACAGAGCAAAUUAAUAUCUUACACUCAGAUUUGGUGUAAAGCAGGGGGCUAUUGGUGUGGAUGAGUCUAAACUGUUUCUGCCUUUACUUUAAUGUACAAUAUUGUGCCUUUGUCUCUACAGAAGCCACAGGUAUAUUGGCUCAAUUCAAUCUAUUUCAAGACAGAAAAUGUUUCUAUAAAAUGUUUAGCAACUGUGAAUGCAGCAAAAGAAGCAGCUUCAACUUAAGAGCCAGUAUGUACAUAUUUAUUAAUGCACAGUGCAGCACAUUAACAAUUUCAUAAGAAGCGUUUAGAUUUGACGAACCAAAAAUGUCUAAUUGGAGAAACGUGACCAGAAUUUAAACAACUGUGAAGUCAUUUUUGGACAAGUGCGUGUGAUACAGCAAGGACAACAGGACAAAACGCUCAAAAAUAAUUCUUCAAAAGAAAUCUUUGAAAUAAGAAAAUCAUAGGAAAACUUAACACUACAUAUACAUGGCAAAGAGAUGCAUAGAUUAUCUGCCAUCGUACAGUUGUUUAGUGCUAGAUAUGAACUUAGGAUAAAGUAGGCAGCCUCUUCUUUACUUAGGACCAACGGUGCCUUCAUUCACCUCUCAGUGCUUGAUUCUCGUUGCUCUUCUUACCGGAAAUCCUUUUACCAAAAAGUAACAGAGCCUCUCUUUCAAGCUCGGAGUCACUGACUUACAGUUAAAAAUAAAAAAUAUAUAUACACACACAAGUUUAACCAUUAAAAUAGUCUUUUCUGAAAUAAAACAUGUCUUCUGUUUCAAUAGAAAUGAUUUUAGACUGACUCCACUCUGCCAAAGUAGAAACACUUCAGGAAGCUACACUUUGAAGAACCAACCAACAACCUGAUGGCGACUUUUGGUUGUAGGACUUGGAUCGAUUUAACUACAUCCACCUUCGGAUGGCUUCGUGAUCAACAGCCUUUCUCUCGCUGACAGAUUUGGACAUGACCCGAUAAAACUUGAGACUGAGCAAACAAUUAAUAAAAAUGUCAAGUACAAAACUAUUUUAAGCUGCUUAAAAUAAAACCAGAACAGUCUCAGAUGGACCAUAUCUCUUCUAAUAAGCAUUUUUUACAUUCUCUUACAGUCUUAUUUACAAUUAAGGAUGUGAUUAGGACAG
Molecule: messenger RNA, 3245 nt
Organism: Mugil cephalus (flathead mullet)
Lineage: Eukaryota; Metazoa; Chordata; Actinopteri; Mugiliformes; Mugilidae
Gene: pdcd2
Product: programmed cell death 2
Exons: 8
Coding region: 126-1214 (362 amino acids)
Cellular component (GO): cytoplasm; nucleus
Source: RefSeq, a predicted model, not a curated record